AUGGGUUUCUCCAGCACCCCCAACCUGAAGCUGAAGAUGCAAGUGCAGCUGGAGCCUCGCCCUCGCAUCGUAACAUCGCGGAGGCUGGUGCGCCUGCGCUGCGCCCUCAGCUCUGAGCCUGUGCCUCCCAUGACUGUUUCCAUCACUGGAGCCACAGGUUUCAUUGGACGCAGAUUGGUUCACAAGCUUCUAUCGGAUGGUCACAAGGUUUGCGUCUUAACAAGGUCCGCCUUCAACGCUGCAUCAGUUUUUCCUGCUUCCACCUACCCUGGACUCACAAUAGCCGAGCAACGGGAUUGGGAGGCAUGCGUCAGAGGCUCAUCUGCUGUUGUCAACCUGGCAGGCAUGCCCAUAAGCACAAGAUGGUCACCCGAGAUUAAGCAGGAAAUUAAACAGAGCCGGGUCAAUGUUACAUCAAAGGUGGUGAAGUACAUCAACCAUGCUGGAAACGCUGAUACUCGACCCUCUGUGUUUGUGAGUGCGACAGCCAUUGGCUAUUAUGGUACCAGCGAAAUCCAUAGCUUUGAUGAAUCUAGUCCCUCGGGCAAUGACUACCUAGGAGAGGUGUGCAGAGAAUGGGAGGCCACGGCAUGCCAAGUAAACCAGGAGGAUGUUAGGCUUGUGCUUCUCCGGAUUGGGGUUGUUCUUGGCAAGGACGGCGGUGCUCUAGCAAAGAUGAUCCCCCUUUUUAUGAUGUUUGCCGGUGGUCCUCUGGGGACGGGACGCCAAUGGUUUUCUUGGAUUCAUCUGGAUGACCUGGUCAACCUCAUCUACGAAUCUCUAAUGAACCCUACAUACAAAGGUGUAAUAAAUGGAACUGCACCCAAUCCUGUGCGUUUGUCGGAGCUAUGCGAACGGCUGGGGCGAAUCGUCGGGCGGCCAUCCUGGUUGCCUGUGCCGGAAUUCGCGCUUAAAGCGGUGCUUGGAGAAGGCGCUUCUGUGGUGUUGGAAGGACAAAAGGUUCUUCCGGCGAAGGCAAAGGAUCUGGGCUUCUCCUACCGAUACCCCUAUGUUGAAGACGCUCUCAAGGCCAUUGCUCGAGAGCUGUAG
This is a messenger RNA of Miscanthus lutarioriparius, 1050 nucleotides long. Lineage: Eukaryota; Viridiplantae; Streptophyta; Magnoliopsida; Poales; Poaceae. The record is from the annotation of a GenBank genome assembly.